Stegastes partitus (bicolor damselfish) is the source of this 2938-nucleotide messenger RNA. Its product is annotated as coiled-coil domain-containing protein 57. Gene Ontology annotation, biological process: cilium assembly; positive regulation of mitotic cell cycle; centriole replication. Bases 144 to 2429 code for a protein of 761 amino acids. The record is from RefSeq and is a predicted model, not a curated record. The transcript has 16 exons. NCBI's taxonomy places the organism in Eukaryota, Metazoa, Chordata, Actinopteri, Pomacentridae. Gene Ontology annotation, cellular component: centriole; spindle microtubule; centriolar satellite.
CAGAGCUGAACCAGCACCAAAAGCAGAUUGCCAAUCUGGAGGAGCAGAGAGCCAGAGAGGCUCAGGAAAGACAGGAGGAGCUCAGCAAAAAUCGCCACAAUUCUUUCCAGCACAGACUACAGCUGGACAAGCUCAAACGCUCUAUGAAUGCUGAAAUUCAAAACCAAAUUAAGGAGUUUGACCAGAUGAAAUUGGAUUCACAGCGCAGAAUAAGAGAUGUGGAAGAACAACUGGUCCGACAGAGACAGGAGAUGACUGCUACUUUUGACAGUGAGCUGAAACAGCAGGAACAUGAGUUCAACGUGAAAAUGGAUGAGAUGCGCGCUGUGGUGUUGUCUCAUGAGAUCAAGGUUAAGCUGCUGUCUAAAGAGACUGAAGUUCACUACCAGGCUCACCUGCAGGCCACAGAGGCUCUCGAGACAUCCAAGAACCUCUGUCAGCAGAUAAAGACCCAACUACAACACAAAGACCAGGAGUUCAAAGACACCGUUGCUAUAAAGGACAAGCGGAUAAAGGAGCUUGAGGAAAAGCUGAAAAGGAUGGAGACCAACAUGAAGAAGGAGAAAGAUGAACACAGUAAGAAAUAUGAGGAUAUGGUCUUGUCCCUGGAAAAACGUAAUGCUCAGCUGGAGCUUCAGCAUCAGGCCAACCUAAAGCAGCUGCGGAAGACUGAGAAACAGAUCAUCAAGCUACAGAAAAAUAUAGACGUUCUGGCAGCACAGGCACGAUGCGUACAGGAAGAUCAGCAGAAGGCCAUGGAACAGAAAGAUGAAACAAUCCAGAGGCUUCACAUGGAGGUAGAAGCCACCCGGACUGACUGGGACCACUACAUCAAACAGGUCUCCACUGAGAUGGUUGUAAAAGAGACAGAAAUUAUCACCAUGCAGGAGAGAGAAACAAAACUCAGAGCUGAGCUGGAGAAAAACAGGGAACAAAUUGAGAGGUACAAGCAGGAACUGAGUGCUGGUUUGAAGAGAGAGAGGGCCUUGGAACAGACUAGAGUCCAAGUGGAGCUUGAUUGUCAGAGACGCUAUGAGGACAUCAAGGCUGAACACUACCUUUCCAAUGAGCAUUUAAUACAAGACCUGACUGACGCUAGAGACCAGGCUAAAGCAGAGCUGAAGGAGAAAGAACAAGAACUGCAGGGUUUGACUGCCUUACUGCAUUCUGUUAGAACGGAGAGAGAUCAUGCAAUACAGGGUCUCACACCAAAGGUAGACUCUCUGGCAUCAGAAGAGAUUCAUCGUCUACAGGUGCAGAACAACACCCUGCGUGCUGUGGUUACCCAGAUGAGAAAGGACAUGGAGGGUCUCAGCCAUCUCCUACCCAGGCCCCAAGCUGAGACACAGGCCUCUUGUCCGCAGCCAGUUCAGCAACCAGGAUCCUCAGUUGCCACCUCCAACACACGUUCAGUUAAUAUGGAGGUGGCCACUGGACUGGUGGCUCAAGCCAAUGACAUCUUCUCCAAAGUCAGCCCAGCAGGUGGUUUGUGUCUGGAUGAAGGUGCCAGUAACCCUGCUUUAAUAAAGCAGCUCAGAGUGGCACAUGUGGAGUCUGCUCCCGCAAACAUCACAGAACAGAGUGCACCAGUGCAACAACUCUAUGACGAGAACCUGUAUUUGCAGCUGCAGGCCUCAGGUCAGAUGUCUGGCGGUGUGUUCAAAAAUGUCCACCGUGCUAAAAGCGGCUCUUCUCUCCAACAUAGCAGACUGAAGCAGGCAGUGUCCUGUAUUGCCCGUUUGAGUAGAGAGAAACAGCAGCUAAUAGAGAUUGGUAACUGCCUUCGAGCCCAGCUCACCACUGUUGGACCACUGGAACCAGUGGAGCCAGAGAGAGACACCUCCACAGAAAGACAAGGAGACCAACAUGACCGGCUGUCUGUUCUGGAACAGCUACAGUAUCAGCUCACCACACAGGAGUUGCAGUAUGCUCUGAAGCAGAAGGCUGGCGCUGCUGCUCAGCAGCCCCUCCCAGGAACCAACAACCAUGGUCCUCUCACAAAAGAGCCUGCCAACCCCUGCCAAGGGCACAAAACCACAUACAGGUCUGAGAGCUCAAUGAACAAAGAGAACUCUUCUCCGCUCAGCCAGCCACAGUCCCAGCCCCACUCAGGACUGUCCAGGUGUCGGCUGUCAUCAGAGGAAUCACUGCAGUCAUUAAAGGAGCUGUGGGAGAAACUGGACCAUGGACUCAGUCUGUCUAUUUUCUCAGAAGGUGAAAGUGAGCUAACCAGAAAGGGGAUGGAUGAGUCUGGUGGUUCUGGUGUCCAAAAGAUGGUGCGUUCUAGUGAUCUGAUUCAUACCCAGCCCCCAAGUGAUGUCCAGCAGAUGAGGAAACCCUCUAAAACACAAUCAAUUACCACCAAUACCAGCAGACCCGGAGCCCCUGGUAGGUUCAGCAAGAUAAGAAACUACAAUGUUAAAGACUGACACACACGAAAAUAUGUCUUUAAUACAUGGGCCCUAUACUCGUCUGUGACAGCAGUUUUAUAAAUUCUUCUUAGACUCUGCAGGAGCUUUUACAAGUCUGAGAAAAUAUGUCAGAUAUGUUAUUGAUGGCUAUGAUUUAAUCCUGUCCAAAAAUUCAUGACAGAAAGUCUGUGUUACAAACUAGUAACAAUACAUUUCAAGGGGAAGGUUGUAUGAAAAGAUGUAACCAAGUUACAUUUUUGUAAGAGUGGGAUUCCAUUUUUUUUCCUAUUCUUGUUAUUGAGCUAAAAGUCCAGAUAUCUCAGUCUCUGCUGCUUUGAUUUACCUGUACUGAUUUUCCCAACUUUAAGGAAGUUAGAUACAGGACAAAGACAAUAUGUGAACAUUUUUUUUAUCAUUAUUUAUAUCUUUUAUCUAAUACACUGGGAUGGCCUCAGCUGCUUCAGCAAUCAAAACAUUUCCAUGUAUCCAUAAUUCAGUUAUUUAAUAAAGCAUGCAUUUUUGUUGAA